Messenger RNA from Synchytrium microbalum, 1860 nucleotides. RefSeq lists its product as uncharacterized. Gene Ontology annotation, cellular component: chromatin; nucleus. Gene Ontology annotation, biological process: chromatin remodeling; regulation of DNA-templated transcription. Bases 1 to 1860 code for a protein of 619 amino acids. The transcript has 2 exons. NCBI's taxonomy places the organism in Eukaryota, Fungi, Chytridiomycota, Chytridiomycetes, Synchytriales, Synchytriaceae. The record is from RefSeq and is a predicted model, not a curated record.
AUGAUAUCUGCGGAGGUCCCAUUGUCGCCUCCUCAUAGCCCCAAUGUAGAUUCGAAGGUCGAUACUAGUCCCAGGAAUGGAGUGGAAGCUACAUCAACACUGUCAUCAACAAUAUCAACAACAGCAUCGAUACUACACACUGCUGCUGUCGUAUCAAACCAAGGACUGUCCCAAACAGACUUGAAGAGUUUAAGGAAUGUGCUGUCUCUUCUCCAGAAGCAUACGGCUGCUUUUCCCUUCCUUAAACCAGUAGAUCCCGUAGCUGACAAUUGCCCCGACUACCACUCCAUCAUUAAGUACCCAAUGGACUUGUCAACCGUCGAAAAGAAACUCAAUGCAGGCUUAUACAACAGUGUACAGGCUUUCGCUGCUGAUAUCGAACUCAUGUUUAGCAAUUGUUUCCGAUAUAAUCAGAACGAUACGCAUCCUGUAUAUAAACUAGCACAGCAGCUCAGAGUCGCAUUCAACAAUCUGUUGAAUAGCAACUUUCCAACCAUGGUAUCCUCCACCACUCAACCCACAUAUAGUCUAGCACCACCAGCUCCCAUUCACCAUCCACAACACCCACAUCCAAUAUCACAUCCAUCUACAGCUCAUCGUAAAGUACUACCCAACUCGGUCACCGUCAAUAGAACAAAACGAGCUGCCAAACCCAAAACAGAAGAUAAUAAAGCAGCAGGAAUCUAUAAUAUAGAUGAUCCAGAAUCAUUACAUCGUCGUCAAUCAUCAUCUGGCUCACUGGCUUCGUUGACUUCUCUCACUGAUGGAGUCGUGCCCUCAGGAGUAGAGCCCCUCCCACCAAAUGUAAAGAGGCCAUACUCGAAAAGAGCAUCCUCAAUAGACUUUAGUGAUCCAAACAGAAAAAAGAGAAAAUAUAUUAAAAAGGCUGAUAAAAUCAAGCUUGAAAAGGCCGGGAAAGCUGCUGGGAAGGGUGGUAAAAAGAGCAAGGCUGUGCCUGCUCUCGGUGAUGCAUCUCUACAACUACAGCUGCUCACUCAACAGGUCGCCAUGUUUUCAGCCAUGAUGCAACAUACUGUCCAACAAAAUGCCGCAGAAAGUGACUCGUCUGAUAGUGAUUCAUCUAGUAGUGAUGAUGAUGACAAAGAGGAAGCAGAAAACCAUAGUGAAGCAGGUCAACAACAGCAACAACAGUUUGAAGGAUUUACAAAUCCAUACUCAGACGACUCUGGUGCACAAUCACCAGGCUCCAGGGCAUCAUCUGUAGAACCAAAGUACACUACCCGCAGUGCUACUCGAGCUCUGUAUCCCGACGAGGAACCAGUGAAGAAACCGCGUCGUAUAUCACCACCAGCUCCAACCAUAAGGAAUCGUAGGGGCUCGAAAAAAGCAUCUACAGCUUCGAAAAAGAAAUCUACAUCAUCAGCAAACAAGAUUAUAACUAUAAAUGGGCAGAUCGUAGACGCAGCCUUUUUGGCAAAUCUUGCAGAAAGGAUUGGUGAUUUACCUCCGGAAGGCCAAUCUCGUGUGGCUGAUCUCGUCAAGACAUCCAAAUAUGGAUGGUCGAUUGACUUGGCAGGCGAGUUAGAGAUCGACUUUGAUUUAAUCGAAGAACGAGCUCUUACUCGUAUAGAUGAAUACUGCCGCACCAAUGGAGGUAGCAUGCACAACAACAGCAACAAUUAUCAUAAUAAUAGCAAUCAGCAUAGCAAUAUUAGAAGUGAAGUGCAAAGUCAUGGCUCAUACGGCUCAUUCGAUACAUCUGCAUAUAGCGAUAUAUUGCCCAUGACCAUGAUGCCCUUAAUGGGUGACAUGGGAGAUGGCAGUAUGGGAGGAUAUGGAGCUGGAAUGGUUGGCCUUGGGUUUGAUCAACAGUCGGAUGAUGUGGAUCUUGAUAUUUAG